Molecule: messenger RNA, 1183 nt
Organism: Yamadazyma tenuis ATCC 10573
Lineage: Eukaryota; Fungi; Ascomycota; Pichiomycetes; Serinales; Debaryomycetaceae
Source: RefSeq, a predicted model, not a curated record
AUCGACAGAGCCUACGAAACUUUUUUAAAAAGUAGGCAUGUCUACCGUCGUUAUUAUUGGAUCUAGUUUCGCCGGUCUUGCGAUCGCCAGAAUCUUCGCCAAAUUGGACAAUUCGUUCAAAAUCACCUUCAUCUCCCCAAGUGAUAAGUUUUACCCCGUGCCCUUGACACCAAAGCUCGCGGUUGACACAUCUCAUGUUAUACUUGAAGAAAUCAACUCCACAAUUUUGAAGGACUCUCCUGCCAAGUUCAUCAAGGGCUUGGUCCUUGAAAUCGACCCUCUGAAGAACCAGGUUAUCACCACCGCUGAGGAAAAGAUUGUCAAAUACGAUUAUCUCUUCAUCGCAUCCGGAACCAAAACCAAUAAUCAUGCUUUCAAAUGCUACGACUCACUCGACAAGAGUGUGGCUGCCUUGAAAGCCAUAGAGGAGGGUCUUGCAACCGCCAAGAAGGUUGCUGUAAUUGGUGGAGGUCCUACUGGCAUUGAGAUGGCAGCUGAGGCAAUCGAUAGAUUUUCAGACCUCAAGGUUGACUUAUACACGGGGACUGAACAUCCAGCAAUGUUCUUUGGCCAGCGUAGAAGACUUGGGACUGAGACCAAGUUGGCCACGAUUGGUGUCAAUGUCAUCAACGGCAAGUAUGUUAAGGAAUUUAGUACUACGUCUCUUGUGGUUGAUGGUAAGACCGUUGACUACGAUUUAGUGAUUGACUGUACUGGAGGUAAGCCAAACUCGGAAUUCAUUCCUGCUGAGCUUUUGGAUGAUAAGGGAAGAUUGAUCACCAACGAGUAUUUCCAGACUAAGUAUGACAACAUCUACGGGUUUGGAGAUAUUGUGGCUAUCACCCCAAACACCAUCUCAGAAUUGGUGAUUUAUCUGGCUAAGACCCUCAAGCUGGUGAUUCAAGUAGAUAUCUUGAAGCAGAAAACCAAGAAGAUCCCUUACGGUAACAAAAAGGGAACUCUUGUCAUUAUGAUCCCAAUUACCAAUAGAAUGGGUGUGGGUGAAGCAUUUGGAUUCCCUAUUCCUUCUUGGAUCAUUGCUUGGUACAAAGGUAAAGGAACUACUGAAGAGAAAGCCCAUCACUUGCUUGGCUUUUUCGAUAGACUCCCUUAAUUGUUGAAUUUAUCAUAUCCUCUAUAUGUCCUCGAUAUAAUCACCCAUUAAUAUAUCCCCUGUAUGCCU